AUGUCAUUUGAAAGUGAUUUGAUUAACAAUUAUGACUGUCGACAUGUCGUUGUUGUCCGAUGGAACGCAGGUGAUAGAUCAACAGUCGUACCCAGCCCGAGAACCAUCGUUAGUUUUAUCGAGUCUGUCGGAUACAAACUGGGGAAUAAGGACCGAAUUGGGUACUCGCCAACACCUAGACAUACUGAUCAGUUCAUAAUCCUUCCGAUGACUUCUAUUGAGGAAGCGAAACGAAUUUCUGCUGACUCAGAGAAGAAGGGUUUCGGAAUCAAUAGUACAACGAUACAUAUGAACACACUCAUUGGAACUAAUGGCAUUCGUUUGAAGGAUGGAGUCGAUUUCAUGAAAAUAUCGCAAGAGCAUUUCAACAAUUCGGAAAUUCUGGAUUUGCUUGUGAUCACAAUCCGUUUAGAACUUCCGGAGAGGCUCGAGAUUAUUGAAAAUGGGUUCAAUCUGAUUAAACGCGGACUCUCUGAACUCAUAGAGAAUGCAAAAUGUGAAAUGUUUGGAUCUUUUACAUCUAAAGUGCGCCGAACUGGAUUCUCUGAUAUUGACAUUAAUGUCGAUUCUGUCACCCAACCAGGGGAUAGACAGCUGAAUCCUAGGCAUCUGAAACAAGUUUCCGCGUAUCCAAAGUGUCUCGUUGAUCAUCCUCUGACAAAAGCUGAACUAACAGAGUACCCCAAAGAAGAAACCAUCAAGCUUCUCUACCGCUGUUUCAUAGAGAACGAAGUCUUCAAAAACAAGUUUGAAAUCAAAUAUGUGCCGGCUCGAACCCCGCUUUUAGUUUUCAAGACUAUCUCAGCAGACGGAUUGAAUGUGUCUUACGAUGUUUCAAUAUGCAAUCAGAGUGGUGUCGACAAAGCGAAUCUGCUUGACGAGUUUGUUAUGAAAGACAAAUCGGUCCAUAACAAAAUGAAAAAUGCAAUGUUGUUCGUUGUUCACUGGGCAAGAUCGAACAAGUUGCUACCAGGAGCAUACUCGGACGAGAAAUUGGAAACACGAACUAACCUCAAUUCCUACAUUUUCAAUCAACUCAUAAUUCAUUUUGUACAAGCGACUGCUGACAAAAUUCUCGUUCAUCCACAAGCAAGAUUCGGAGCCAGAGUCGAUGAAUACAAUUUUGACACAUUGUUUACGGAUCACACCAAGUUUUUGAGCGAGUUUUUCAAGUAUUAUGCCAGUUUUGAUUUCUCGACUAAAGCGAUUUACGGAAAACAAGCUAUGUUAAAAACAACAAUGAUCAAUGUGCAUGGCGCAAAGAUGUCCCCGUUGAUGAUGAUGGAUCCAAUGGAUUGCACUCAUAACAUUUCCGGAAACGUCACAGAAGAAGCGGUGAAGCUGUUGAAUGGUCUCAUUCGAAACACACUGUUCAUUUUGAAGCAGAAAAAUUUCAAGGUAAAUUUCUUGCUUGAAACGAACCAAGUUGCCUUGAGUAUGAUGACUGGACGUGAAUCGACAAUCAGUGUGACGACGAAGAUGGUCGAAGGACGGGAAGUGCACUACAUGUCGGUGCAACUUCCAAUGGUUAUAGAAACCUCGGAAGAUUUGAUGUUGUUGCUUACAAGAAUUCUACGUUUCGAUGUGAGCCCUAACUAUCAGGGACCAAGUAGCUUCGACUUGUUCAAUACUGGGGGUGUGAUCUUCUGUGCUCAGGCCAAGUCAUGGAUCGGUCGUCGUAACAAGAAACGUCAAUUGAGAAGUGCUCGUAGUGACUUGACACCUCUCCAACUUGAUGUCAUGUGUAGUGACACAUAUCAGUAUCAAGACGAGGUGGUUGCCGAAUUACGUAUUGCUAUGGCAGAUCUCAAAAAAAUCAAAAUGAGAUUCGCUUACAUAGAAAUGCUCAAGGGCCAAGUUUCCGAUGUUCGCGAUGCGAUGCACUAUCUGAUGGAUCAGUUCGUGUUCAACAAUCUCGAUGAAUUGAAAAAGAACGGAAUUCAAAGUAUUUCUUCGAUUCCAUCUGCAGACACCAUCCUGUCCCUCUCUUGA
Caenorhabditis briggsae is the source of this 1992-nucleotide messenger RNA. The record is from RefSeq and is a predicted model, not a curated record. The coding region runs from base 1 to 1992 and encodes 663 amino acids. Lineage: Eukaryota; Metazoa; Nematoda; Chromadorea; Rhabditida; Rhabditidae. The transcript has 10 exons. Gene Ontology annotation, molecular function: RNA uridylyltransferase activity.